Molecule: messenger RNA, 2636 nt
Organism: Nanorana parkeri
Lineage: Eukaryota; Metazoa; Chordata; Amphibia; Anura; Dicroglossidae
Gene: CDHR1
Product: cadherin related family member 1
Exons: 17
Coding region: 1-2559 (852 amino acids)
Biological process (GO): homophilic cell-cell adhesion
Cellular component (GO): catenin complex; plasma membrane
Molecular function (GO): calcium ion binding; cadherin binding
Source: RefSeq, a predicted model, not a curated record
AUGGCGGCAUCCAGAAGCAUGCAAACGAAUUAUGCUCCCUAUUUUUAUGACAAUGGACCUGGAAGCACCAAUGGAAACAUGGCCCUUCUGAGCCUCUCUGAAGACACUCCAGUUGGAACAUACAUAUAUACACUGAAUGGCAGUGAUCCAGAAGGCUAUCCAGUGGUGUACGGUCUCACCUUUCCACCAGGAUCAAAAAGUUAUUUUUUAGUUGACUCAAUCAAUGGAAAUGUUACAUUAAAGGAAGAACUUGACAGAGAGAAACAGAAUGAAAUAGAAGCCAUUGUCAGUGUAUCUGAUGGACUAAAUAAGGUUUCUGAAAGAGUACGUAUUUUGGUGACAGAUGCCAAUGAUGAGAGUCCUGAAUUCCAGAAAACUCCGUACAUUGUGAAUGUUCCAGAGGAUACACCUCCGGGGAGCAGCAUUUUUCAGGUGGAAGCCAUAGACAAAGAUAUGGGUUCUGGUGGAAGCAUCACAUACUUAAUGCAGAACUUACACAGUUCCAAAUUCACAGUAGAUCGUCAUAGUGGAGUUCUUCGUAUUAAAAAUGGGGCAUCUUUGGACUUUGAAAAGUCAAGAGCUCAUUUUGUCACAAUAUUAGCUAAGGAUGGAGGAGGGAAGCUUCGUGGGAAGUACCAGGUCUUUACGUCAACUACCACAGUUACCAUUAAUGUUGAAGAUGUACAAGACUCCCCACCAGUAUUUGUACACACACCUUACUAUGGAUAUGUCUAUGAGGACACCACUCUGGGGGCAGAAAUACUUACAGUGAUGGCUUUUGAUGGAGAUAGAGGAAACCCCAACACAGUACGAUAUUAUCUUUUAGAUGGAGGAGAUGGAGCUUUUGAUAUAAAUGUCUUUACUGGAGUUGUUACCGUCACUAAGAACCCAAAUGAACUGAAGAAGGAGGUGUAUGAGCUGAAGAUACAGGUGUCUGAAUUAACACCAACUGGGGAUGUGGUAGGUCAUGCUGUUACUGUAGUAACCAUACGAGUUGUUGAUCUAAAUAAUCACCCUCCAACCUUUUAUGGGGAAAACGGACCCCAGAACCAUUUUGAACUUACUAUGUAUGAACAUCCACCAGAAGGAGAGAUACUACGUGGGCUUAAAAUCACAGUCAAUGAUUCAGAUCAGGGAGCAAAUGCCAAAUUCAACUUGCGUUUGGUUGGACCUGGAGGCAUUUUCCGCGUAGUGCCACAGACUGUAUUAAAUGAGGCUCAAGUAACAAUAAUUGUGGAGAACUCUGCCGGAAUAGACUAUGAAAAAUUUCAUUUGUUAACCUUUAAGCUUCUUGCCAUUGAAGUUAACACUCCAGAAAAAUUCAGCUCAACAGCAGAUAUAACCAUCCAUCUUUUGGAUAUUAACGACAAUGUGCCAAAGUUUUCCUCAGAAUAUUAUGUUGCAAGAAUCCCAGAAAACUCCCCAGGAGGGUCCAAUGUUGUAGCUGUGACGGCGACUGACUUGGAUUCUGGACUUUGGGGUGAAAUCAAGUAUUCUAUAUAUGGUGCUGGAUCUGAUCCCUUUCUAAUUCAUCCUUCAACUGGUAUCAUUUACACUCAACCCUGGGCCUCUCUUGAUGCUGAAGAUAACGUUAAAUACAACUUCUAUGUCAAAGCUGAGGAUACUGAAGGGAAGUAUAGUUUAGCUGAAGUAUUUGUUACUGUACUAGACAUCAAUGAUCAUUGCCCAGAGUUCAGUGAGAACAUUCAGGAGAAAACUAUGGUCAUAGGAUCUCCAGUGAAAAUAGAGGCAACUGACCAGGAUGCAGAAGAACCAAACAAUGUAGUAAACUAUUCCAUCAUGCAAGCUGAUCCAGACAAUGUCUUUGAUAUAGACCAGAAUACUGGGGAGAUAAAACUCAAGUCCUAUAUCAGGUCUCUGGAUGUAAUUCAGAACAUCACCCGGAAUAAGAACUGCAAGUGGUCUGUGGUUGUACAGGCAAAAGACAGAGGUUCUCCAUCAUUCAGCACUACUGCAGUGGUCAAGAUUGAUGUAACUGAAGAGACUCUUCUACACAAGGGGCCUGUGGCUGCCUUUUUGAUGCAAAGUAAAGAUAACCCCAUGAAAGCGUUGGGGGUGCUUGCUGGUGUCAUGGCAAUUAUGGUGGUCAUUACAGUCUUAAUUUCUACUGCUAUGUUUUGGCGCAACAAAAAAUCUAAUAAAAUCAUGCCUCUGAGGAAAAUAAUUAGAAGGAGAAGACCAGACCACCCCACCCGGACAAUUAGGACAGAAUGGUUGAAGUUUAAGAAAUCUUCAAGUUCUUCAGAAAAGUUCGCCAUGCAAGAUAUGGAAGUCAGUCUGCAAAAUGAGAAUGGUAAUAACAACAGUCAAUGUAUCCCCUUCCCCCCACAUGCCCCCUGCCCGCCUCCACCUCCACGUCUAAUAUCAAGACAGAGUAAGACAGAAUGGAGCGUACCCACCGUCUCUGGUUCUUUGACACCCAAGAUUAUUGAUCAGCAAAUGAAACAGAAAGUUCCAAGUGCCAGUGCUGCUCUUGUAUCUGAACUGAAACAAAUGCUGGAGAAGAAAAAUGCUGGGAGCUCAGUGUCUUUUUACUAGUUUUUCACAGAGAUAUGAAGGAAACCUUUUCUUCAUUAUAUUGCACCAAGGUUCAUUGUGUACUGUUUAAUGUCUGA